Messenger RNA from Hyposmocoma kahamanoa, 1372 nucleotides. RefSeq lists its product as uncharacterized. The transcript has 12 exons. Bases 47 to 1372 code for a protein of 441 amino acids. The record is from RefSeq and is a predicted model, not a curated record. Lineage: Eukaryota; Metazoa; Arthropoda; Insecta; Lepidoptera; Cosmopterigidae.
CUCAAAAGUGCAAAGACUGUAAUGUAUACGGGGUGUUAAUAUAAUUAUGACGCUAAAUAAUUACAAAAACAUGUUCUUCAUUGUAUUUACAUCGUUAUUAGGCCACGUUUUUGCGAGUGCAGCCGUAACAGAGAGCACUUUUAGAGACCAAUACUGCACGGACCCGAGGACUAUGAAAAAACACGCCGCGUAUUCAGAAUGGGCUGACGCGUACUCCUGUACACGACAUCGUUGCCAGCCUGGAGGAAGGAACCUCGCUAUUUAUACAGUCGGUUGCAAGCGAGUUGAAGCCCCGGAGUCAGCCAUCGAAUGCGAAGAAGUGGUGGAAGAUACCAACAUGCAGUUUCCUUAUUGUUGCACAAGACUUAGGUGCUUGGUUGUGGUGCGAGGAGAAGUGUGGACCAGAGUGCUGGGCCAGCCGUGGGAGACGCUGCCAGCAGCACCGUGGAGUCAUAUGUACAAAAUGAAGAAACCGCCUCCAGGAGACACGUCAUUUUUGCCCAAGAUCCCAGACGAAGGUCCAGUGUACGAGCUGCAGACGGAUACAGAAGGUGAAAAGGAGAAAGUGCUGCGCUCUACAAAGAUCGCACCCACACCAAGCCCGGACUGUAACGAAGUAAAGCCUAGAUCCGAACUUAGAUCGGUGCCUGCGCCAGACAUAGUUAUAGCGUUAUCCACUGGCAUCGAGAACAAAGACCACACCAAGAAAAGCGGAAACGAUUUUACUGGCUCUAACUUCGGGAGUUCAAAUACAAGACAAAAACGGGGAAAAAAACACGCGCCAAGAAGCAGAAUCUUUGAAGAGGAUGCUGCCAUGGAUCCUGCUACUCAGCCUGAAGAUCAGGAUGAAUCUACUCCGGACAGACCGCAAGCCCAGGAGACGGGAUCAGAUGAAAAAUACUACUCCAAUGCGGCCAGUGUGACACAGAGGGCUCAACUACCUAGUAAGUCACAAGUGGCGUGGACGGAGAUACCGCAAAACCAGUGGAACGAACACGAGCCCAGCGUAGACGUUGAAGCGGCUCCCAAAAUCAUGUCCCUUCAGGACUCCAUCGGUUCGUACAACACGCCAGAACCGGCGGAGAGGGAACCGGAGAAGAAAGGGGAAAAGGCUGGAAAUUUGCAGGCACUGGUCGACGCCAUCGGCACCAGAAUGAGGGACAUAGAGUCCGUCGUGCAGAGAAUGAGCGAGAAGGUGCACCAAGCAAAGACUUCAAAGGACCCUGAGGCCAGCGGUGAAAAAAGAGAAUUAACUGAAAACGAAGCCAACAAACAUCGCGAACUCAAAGACCGUAAGGCGAAGAAAACCAAUCCCGACAAUGAACACUAUAAGAGAUCACUUCACGUCUCUUCCACAAUAGGCGGCUUUUAG